UGCAUUUUUUUGUUUCCGUCAUGGUGUGUCCCGCCGAGCGGAAUGAAAAUGGCAUCAGCGGAAUGGCGCGUGUCUUUUUAUUUUAUUUUAUUUUAUCAUUUUUUCUCGAAAACCCUGGUAACAGACAAGUCCUGUUUAGGACUAGGAGCGUACGAAUAACUCUGUACACUUUUUUCCAUGUUACUGCAAUCUUCUUUUCCAACUUUAGAUACGCCUUUGGGCAAUGGAGCAGAAACGGAAUGGCGGAUACCAUCAUCGCUUACAGAGUCGCUACUGGCGGCUACGGAAUCCAGGUCUGAUAAAAGAAUCAGAAAACCGAACGAAGCAAUUCAGACGUGACACACACACACACACACAUACCCUUCACUCUUUCUGUGACCCUAAACCUGCGAGAUGCGACCCGCGUAUUAUCCGUACCCCGUCCUCGGCAAUGGAAACGCCAGACGCCGGACCCUUUGCGGGUUUUGAUUCAAACAAUUUCGCGACUGAGGUCUGGAAGAUGGGGACAAACCACGUUGGAAGUUAAGGAGAAGCAGAGAAGAAGCAGGGGACGCAGUAAGAAUUGAAAAUAAAGAUAAUGAAAAAAACAACAAACUUAAUCUCUCGCGCGGCAGUCUUGGCGAACCCCUCCAUCCUCCGACGUGACGAGGUGCAAAACCGCCCAAGUCGUU
Molecule: messenger RNA, 671 nt
Organism: Colletotrichum destructivum
Lineage: Eukaryota; Fungi; Ascomycota; Sordariomycetes; Glomerellales; Glomerellaceae
Exons: 1
Coding region: 224-526 (100 amino acids)
Source: RefSeq, a predicted model, not a curated record